AUGGCUUUUGCUCCAAGUGUCAAUCCUUGUUGUCCUCCUGCUGCUCCUCUUCGCGUACCAAUACCACAAACACAACAGCCCGUGUGUGUUCCAGUGUGUUGUUGUGUUGAACGCAUCUGCUGUGAUCCGUGUUUAGGACCACGUCGUGUUGCUCAAUAUUAUCAAACGAUGAUCGAGCUCAUCGAGUUUUACUUGGAACAAAUGGGAUCGGAGUUGGAAUACACUCGUGUGCGAAUUCGUUCCAGAAAAACUCGAAUCCGUGUUCAACAUAUCCUACAUACUAUAUACACAGUUUUGGAUAAAUUUUAUGCCUAA
Adineta ricciae is the source of this 315-nucleotide messenger RNA. NCBI's taxonomy places the organism in Eukaryota, Metazoa, Rotifera, Eurotatoria, Adinetida, Adinetidae. The record is from the annotation of a GenBank genome assembly.